AAUUCCCCACAGCUCAAAUCUCCAAGAUGUUCCAAGACAACAACAACAAAAAACAUUCUUAUGCAGACAUGGAAACAAGAGAGGAAAGAACUAGAGAGAUAUCUCAUGUAUAAAUACGUUUAUUAUUAUUUUAAGAGUAACAAUAUACAAAUAAUCAUUUUUGUUGUAUGAUUUUUUACUGCAAGUGAAUUUAAAAAAAAAAUUAAAGGAAAAAGGCUGAAGAAGGCGCUUGUGUAGUUCAAACAACUGACAGAGAGAAAAAAAAAAGAGAAAGAGAGAGACUAAAAAGGAAAAACUAUCGACACCAAACACACAUAGAAAUAAAUAAGUGGUGUGUGUGUGUGUGUGUGAGUGUUGUGUUGGGGCUAGGAAAAGUGUGUCUGCUGAUAGUGGCAGACCGUGGUGGCUGGUGACUGGUGACGACACGAACGCGCAGGCGGGCGGUGAUUCAGGUGAUUAUCUAUAUUCAGAUUCAUUUAUCCGUUUAUUCACAAGAGAAAAUUAAAAUCAACUAGACUCUUGAACAAGAUAGUAGUUGUGUGUAACAUUUAAAUGACCAAGUGUUUUUUAAAUUAUUUAUAAAACAAAAUGUGAGUGAAGUUGAUUUAUAUAUGUAUAUGUAUAUAAAAAAUUGUUAUUGGUUGGUGUAUAAUACAUAUAUAUGAGCUAAAGACCGACCGACAAGCAUUUCCAGCAGCAGCAGCAGCAGCAGCAGUGUGAGCAGUAGUGAGCAAUAGUGAACAGCAGCAUCACAGCACGAGUUUUUCAGUAGACAGAAACUGACAAGAGUUGUUGCCAGUUUAAUAUAAAUUCAAAUUUUUUGUUUUCUUUUUCUUUUUGAAUUUUAGUUGUUUUACUGUAGUGGAUGACACGUAGUGGUGAAAUAAAAUGAAUAUAUUUGUAUCCUGGGUAUCUUGUAAUUCGGUGGAUGAGUGAGUCAUACUUAAAACACACAACUAAGUACUCCUGAGGGUGGAAUUUGACGCACAGUUAUUGCAAUAACGAGUAACGACAUUGACCUAUUCUUUACACCACUGUACCAAUCUUUUAUUAUCAGUUUCGAUAACUUCCAAAGGAUACUACAUCACAAUAAUCACUUGGCUCCUUAUUUUAUUUUUCUUGCCAAUUUAUUUGCCGUAAAAAAAAGGAAAAAAAAGAAAAAAAUAAAGAGUCAUCCAAUUGAUUCUUCCAAAAUUUUAUUUUAAUAUUUUUAAUAAACCAACUUAGAGGAAUAUUAAAUUGAAAAUUACUAUGGAAUUAGUUUAAAAUAUAGACAUAGAAAGAAGAAGAAGAAUAAAGAUAAUAUUAUUAAAAAUACACAAGUGUAUUUACCACUUGUCCUUUCAACCAGUCGACUGUGAUCUCAAAAAAUUGUGAUUCCACCUGAUAACUUAAAAGGUGGUGGUACCUACACUUAUACACUGGUUUUACAGUGUACCAGUUGCUUAACAAUAGCCUUUUAUUAUUUUUAAAACUUAUUAUUAUGUGUCAUCAGAGCCGAUACCAUACAACCUAACACAUUCAUAUACAUACAUUCAUCGGAUUAUUAUUUUACAAUGAUGAUAAAUACGUCCAGUAAUUAAUAUAACCAGUAUAAUAAUAAUAAUUAAAAAAAAAAAAAAAAGGACAGUAUUUAAAGCCAUUGAAGCUUUAAUAAACUCGUGCCUAAUAACCGACAGAUAAAAAAAAAAACAGACUGAAAAAAAAACAAGAAAUAACUAAAAAAAAAAUAAUCAGCAUGUCAGAUGAAGAAGAUAAACCACCUGCACCUCCCGUCAGACUCACUUCAAACAGAAGUGAAUCGACACCAAAUUUACCGGUGGAUAUGCGGCCACUACCAAAAGAGCCUGAUUCGGAUGAACGUAAAAAGAAAACAUUAAAAGGAAAAAUGAAGGUUAAAGAGAGCAAGGAUAAACCAAACAUCAGCUAUCCAACGAAUUUCGAGCACACCGUUCACGUUGGAUUUGAUGCUGUUACCGGUGAAUUUACGCUGCCACUCAAAGGAAUGCCGGAAGCAUGGGCAAGACUCCUCAUGUCAAGCAACAUCAGCAAACAAGAACAAAAGAAGAAUCCUCAAGCAGUAUUGGAUGUUUUAAAUUGGUAUGACAACAGCAGUAAGGAAGUUAAAGGAUCCAAGUAUAUGACAACUACUAAAAUGGUUGGCAAUGCCGCACCUAUAGAAAGAGCGAGUAGCCCUCGUAGUAUGGGAACAGGAAUAAGUAUUGGUAUUGGAAAUGUGCGUGGGCAAGCAAUGUCUCAAGCAUCUGGUAGUUCACAUUCACAACAAUCUCUAAGCAGAGUUAGUAGCAGUAGUCCUAGUAGUACUCCUACAGAUGCUUGUGCAACGAGUUCCGAGCAAGAAGAUGAACCACCGCCUCCGCCAAUCUCCGCAAGACCGGAACGCACCAAAUCUAUUUAUACUAAACCAAUUGAAGAAGAACCAGUUUUACCACCACCUUUACCAUCAUUGGGAUCUCCUCAACGAAAUGGUACACCCCAAUCUCAGCAUCAAUCACAACUUGAUAAAAACAAAAAUCAAGCAACACCGACAUCAACUACAACAGAUCAAUCGCGAAUCGGUCAAAAUGAUAAAGCACGAAAGAAAAAAAUGUCUGAUGAUGAAAUAUUAGAAAAGUUAAGAACGAUUGUCAGUGUUGGUGACCCUAAUAGAAAAUAUACUAAAAUGGAAAAAAUUGGACAAGGGGCUUCGGGUACUGUUUAUACGGCAAUAGAAACUUCAACGGGAAUGGAAGUGGCAAUAAAACAAAUGAAUCUUUCACAACAGCCAAAGAAAGAGUUAAUUAUUAAUGAAAUUUUGGUAAUGCGGGAAAACAAACAUCCAAAUGUUGUCAACUAUCUCGAUAGUUAUCUUGUUGGCGAAGAACUGUGGGUAGUAAUGGAGUAUUUACCAGGUGGUAGUUUGACGGAUGUUGUAACUGAAACUUGUAUGGAUGAAGGACAAAUAGCUGCUGUGUGUAGAGAAGUUUUGCAAGCGCUUGAAUUUUUACACUGUAAUCAAGUUAUUCAUAGGGAUAUUAAGUCUGAUAAUAUAUUACUUGGAUUGGACGGUGGAGUUAAACUCACGGAUUUUGGUUUUUGCGCUCAAAUAUCACCUGAACAAAGUAAGAGAACAACAAUGGUUGGAACACCUUACUGGAUGGCACCAGAAGUUGUUACUCGAAAACACUAUGGACCCAAGGUUGAUAUAUGGUCGUUGGGUAUAAUGGCAAUAGAAAUGAUUGAAGGAGAACCACCGUAUUUAAACGAAAAUCCUCUACGAGCACUCUAUUUAAUUGCAACGAAUGGAAAACCAGAAAUUAAAGAGAAAGAAAAAUUAUCGAGUAUUUUCCAAGACUUUUUGGAUCAGUGUCUAGAAGUUGAAGUCGAAAAACGCUCUGGAGCUUCUGAAUUACUCAAGCAUCCUUUCUUAAAAUUAGCAAGGCCACUUGCUUCGUUAACACCUUUAAUAAUGGCAGCUAAAGAGGCGACUAAAGGACAUUAGGUAAAAUUAAACAUCUAUUGCGAAAAAAAUAAUAAUAAUAAUUCACCCUCCCAAAACGGUAACGGCACAAUAAUUCAAUUUAAUAAUAAUAAUAAUGAUUAUUAUUAUAAUCAUAGGAAAUAGUUAGUUACAAGUUCGGUACCGUAACAGUAUCGAAAUAAAAUGACUUUUUGAGUCAAUAACAAUACGAGUAAUCCUCAUGUGAUAUGUGAGUUUAUUUCGUAUUAAACCUGACUAGUAGAGAAUGAUCUGAUGAAAAAAAAAAAAAAAAUGAUUUACAAGAGCUUGUAAGUAAUAAAUUAUUACGUCUUCCGGGUUUAAAAAGUAAAAAUAAAAGAAAAGAAAAAAAAAUAAAAGACUUGGCGGUUAUUUACAAUGGCGAUUUUUUAUUACUUUCGAGGGCUUAGUAAAUUAAUGUCAGUUAUUUUCUAUAUAUGUUAAACUAGUAUUACUGAUUCUUUUAGCUACAAAAAUUAUAAAUAAAUAAUUAAGUAAGUAAACUUACAGCUAAAAUUUUGUUAGACUAUCUAUAUAAUGAUAAAAGCCAUAAGCAAAUACAACACAGGUUAUUAUAUAGAACAAAAUAAGUAAUAAACAUUUAUGACUAAUCUUAUACAUAUAUAUAUAUAUUAAUCGAGAAUCAUAUAGCAAAAACAAAAAAUUUGUCUUCACCUUGGACUUAUAUUUUUGAGAAUAAAAUUGAAAAUAAAAAAAGUUAAAGAAAGAUUUUUAAAAAUAAAUAAAUAAAAACAUAUUUAUUAUUUUUUAUUAAAAACACUAUAGUGUUGUACAGUAGCCCAAGUAUAUUAAUUUAAGGGUUUUAAAAUUUCACUGAUCUUUAUAAUAAUAACAAAAAAAUAAAUAAAUUAAAAAAAAAAAAAAUUGAAAAAAAAAUAAAAUAAAAAAAAAAUUACUCAUAAAAAAUAUUUUAAGCUGCUUUAUCAAUAUCAAUAAUGUUUAAUUGGCAUAUCGCUUUUAAUCAGAUGUAAUAUAAGUUUAAAAAUUUUAUUAGCUAUAUAAAUAUCAAUCAUUUUUGACGUAUAUAUUAUUAUUAUUAUUAUUAUUAAAAAGAAAAGAAAAAAAAACGUACACAUAAUACGUAGCAAUUUAUUAACUCGUGGUAUUUUAAAAUUAUAAAAUUUUUAUAAAAAAUUAGUUUGCUUAUUAAAUAUAUUGUUAAUUGAAUUAAUUUAAAAUAUAUGAGGCUCAGUAAAUUGUUAGCCAUUAUUAAAUAUAUUCCGUUAUUGAGAAUAUUAUUUAAUGGUCUGUCAGUCAGAGCGUAAACGAUAAAUAAAAUAAAUGAUCGAGGAAAUUUUAAGACAAGGCUGAGGACGUUGUGAAAAAUUGUGUGACACUUUAAAGUGCCUGUGCGUCUUGUCAUGUUUUAGAGAGAUAUGUAUGAAAACAUUAUUGCGGUAGUGGAUUUUUAUUAUUUCAGUUUAAGACUCCGAAAUAUAUGUAAUUAAAUAAUACAAUUAAAAUAUAAUCGAAUUUUUUAUACGUGUACAAUAUUUUGGAAAUUGUGAAAUUGUUGUACGAGAAUAAUAAGGGCCAUUUUAGUACAUAUUAUAUUAUAUUAUAGUUUAGAACAGAUUCGAUAUAUAUAUAUUAAUAUACAAUAUAGAUUUAUUAUUACAGUCGACUACCCGUCACAAGCCUGCCCUUCAUAAGCUUCUUUCCCUCACUCUUUUGAGUUUCAUACCAGAUAAUUCGUUAUAAACCUCCGUUAAAAUUCUCAAUAAUUAUAAACCAAGAAUAGGAAAAAAUAAACAAAUUAAUGAUGAAAAUUUACUUUCUAUGUUUCGCGAACUGAGUCGUUGACAUUUAAAGCUUCUGCUACAGGUUUAUGACGGGUAGUUGACUGAAUUUUUUAUUUUAAUUGUAUUUCUUUUUUUUUUUUUUGAGUAUAA
Microplitis mediator is the source of this 5412-nucleotide messenger RNA. RefSeq names its product serine/threonine-protein kinase Pak (gene Pak). Gene Ontology annotation, cellular component: cytoplasm. Bases 1739 to 3502 code for a protein of 587 amino acids. Lineage: Eukaryota; Metazoa; Arthropoda; Insecta; Hymenoptera; Braconidae. The record is from RefSeq and is a predicted model, not a curated record. The transcript has 9 exons. Gene Ontology annotation, biological process: regulation of axonogenesis; intracellular signal transduction; protein phosphorylation. Gene Ontology annotation, molecular function: protein serine/threonine kinase activity; ATP binding.